AGAGCUCCGUGUCGCCCCGCGUCACCUCGCGUCACCCCGCGUCACCCCGCUCCGCCUGCUUCCCAGAGCCCGGCGCCCCGCCCCGCGCGCAGGCGCAGGGCCGCUUCUCGGGUCCGCCCUUUCCCGAGAUUUGAAUUUUCCCCAGCCAAGAUAGAGAGGCAAAUACCCGGAUGGUGAUCGCUGGCCUUUUCGCGCCAAUACUGUAAGUUCUCGCAGCAACCUUAAGAGAGGAAAAAGGCAGAAGGCCCUUCCGCUUCUGCUCCCCGGUCGGCAGAGCCACGGCUGGCCCAGCGAGGGGGGCCGGGGCGCGUCGCUUGGCGGAAGCCGAGUGUGUGAGUUCUGACCUGCCAGCCACACCUGCGGUUCCGCAUGCAGCCCGAGUCCACGCGGGCGCUGUGCCACGUGGCUGUGGCCAGCUGCUUCUGCCUGGCCGUCGUCUACGCGGGGGUUUUCGACGGCGUCUCCAUUCAAGUGGGCUACGAACACUACGCUGAAGCCCCGGUCGCCGGCCUCCCCGUCUUCCUGGCCAUGCCCUUCAACUCACUCGUUAACGUGGCCUACGUGCUCCUGGGGGUGUACUGGCUGCGGAGGAAGGCGGUUCCCCUGGGGCACCCCGUGCACGCGCGGAGGGCUCGCUACCUGAAGGACGUGUUCGCCGCCAUGGCCCUGGUGUACGGCCCGGUGCAGUGGCUGCGGGUCGCCACGCAGACGCACCGCGCCGCUGUGCUGGACCAGUGGCUCACGUUGCCCAUCUUCGCGUGGCCCGCGGCCUGGUGCCUCUCCCUGGACAGGGGCUGGAGGCCCGGCCUGUUCCUGGCCAUCGAGGGCCUCUCCCUCGGCAGUUACGGCCUCGCCUGGCUGCACCCCUACGGCUUUGAGGCCGCGCUGGCUGCACACAUCGCGGCGGCCGUGGGCCGGGCCCUGCACGCUCACGGGCGCCACGGCGGCGCCUCCUCGGGAAGGCACUUGGCGCUGGGCGUGCUGUCCUGCGCGGGCUUCGUGGUCCUCAAGCUGUGUGACCACCAGCUCGCUCGGUGGCGUCUCUUCCAGCGGCUCACGGGCCACUUCUGGUCCAAAGUGUGUGACGUGCUCCAGUUCCACUGCGCCUUCUUGUUUCUGACCGGUUUAAACACCGGCCGGAGACUUCCUCCGGAUGGGAAGGCACGUUAAAGCGCGGAGAGAAGCCGCUUCCAGCCACCGAUCGCCGCCGUGUCGCCGGUGUGAAAUUUCCUUCCCGGGUGUGACAGAUGCGAGGGCUCCGUGGAGGGCCGUCCCUUCCUCCGAAGCCACGGGCUUCGGUAUUUAGGGGUGAGAUGUUAUGCUGUGUGCCACUUACUUUCAAAGAGAUAAAGCAAAAUAGCUAAGUGCAGGGGGUUCAGGGACUCAUUGUCCUGCUCUUGUAACUCUUCUGUACUUUGAAAUUCUUUCCAAAUAAAACGUGGGGGUAAAACGAG
Messenger RNA from Herpailurus yagouaroundi (jaguarundi), 1454 nucleotides. It is a transcript of the gene TMEM187, whose product is annotated as transmembrane protein 187. NCBI's taxonomy places the organism in Eukaryota, Metazoa, Chordata, Mammalia, Carnivora, Felidae. The coding region runs from base 370 to 1170 and encodes 266 amino acids. Gene Ontology annotation, cellular component: transport vesicle. The record is from RefSeq and is a predicted model, not a curated record. The transcript is spliced from 2 exons.